This is a messenger RNA of Impatiens glandulifera, 1690 nucleotides long. Its product is annotated as pyruvate kinase 1, cytosolic-like. Gene Ontology annotation, cellular component: cytoplasm. The coding region runs from base 87 to 1682 and encodes 531 amino acids. The record is from RefSeq and is a predicted model, not a curated record. Gene Ontology annotation, biological process: glycolytic process. The transcript has 16 exons. Gene Ontology annotation, molecular function: pyruvate kinase activity; potassium ion binding; magnesium ion binding. NCBI's taxonomy places the organism in Eukaryota, Viridiplantae, Streptophyta, Magnoliopsida, Ericales, Balsaminaceae.
AAAUCGCUCUUUCUUCUAGCUCGAUCGAACAAGUAUUGAUUAUUCUCUCCUCCAUCUCCAAAAUCAAUUGAGACUGUCAAUCGGAAAUGCAUUCUAAUCAUCUACUUCUCGAAGAACCUAUUAGGAUGGCUUCAAUUCUCGAGCCACCAAAGCCUAGUGUCUUUCCGGCACUGACGAAAAUAGUUGGGACUCUUGGACAUAAAUCACGAUCUGUUGAUAUCAUAACUAGUUGCUUGCAGGCUGGAAUGUCUGUUGCUCGAUUUGAUUUUUCAUGGGGUGAUAAUGAAUUUCACCAGGAGACAUUAGAAUAUCUGAGGACAGCUGUCAAGCGAUCAAAAAAGCUCUGUGCUGUUAUGUUAGAUACAGUGGGUCCAGAGUUGCAAGUUGUCAACAAAACUGAACAGCCCAUAUCCCUUCAGGAAGAUUCAUUGGUUGUACUAACACCUGAUCAAGAGAAAGUGGCCACUUCUAAUCUACUUCCCAUCAAUUUCAGUGGAUUGUCAAAGGCUGUGAAGAUGGGAGAUACUAUUUUUAUUGGACAAUACUUAUUUACUGGAAAUGAGACAACUUCUGUCUGGCUCGAGGUAACGGAAAUUGAUGGUGAAGAUGUGGUCUGCCUGAUAAAGAAUUCUGCUACCUUGUCUGGUCUACUGUAUACUUUACACGUGUCCCAAAUUCGCAUAGAACUUCCCACUUUAACUAGCAAGGAUAAGGAGAUUAUCAGCACUUGGGGUGUUAAAAACCGUAUUGACUUUUUGUCACUGUCUUAUACUCGCCGUGCUGAGGAUAUUCACCAAGCACGAAAGUUUCUUUCCCAAUUUAGCGAACUGAGUCAGACUCAAAUUUUUGCAAAGAUUGAGAAUACAGAGGGUUUGACUCAUUUUGAUGAGAUCCUACAAGUGGCAGAUGGUAUUAUACUCUCUCGUGGAAAUCUAGGCAUUGAUCUUCCACCAGAAAAGGGUUUCUUAUUUCAAAAGACGGCAGUUUACAAGUGUAACAUGGCUGGGAAACCAGUAGUGGUGACACGUGUUGUGGACAGCAUGGCCGACAACUUAAGACCAACUAGAGCAGAAGCAACUGAUGUCGCCAAUGCUGUAUUGGAUGGUUGCGACGCAAUUAUACUUGGAGCAGAGACUGUACGAGGAUUAUACCCGGUAGAGACCAUUUCAACUGUUGGAAAAAUUUGUGGGGAGGCAGAGAAGGUUUUCAACCAAGAUCUUUACUUUAAGAAGACUGUCAAAUAUGUUGGAGAGCCAAUGAGUCAUCUAGAAUCCAUUGCUUCAACAGCGGUACGUGCAGCAAUCAAAGUUAAGGCAUCUGUGAUAAUUUGUUUCACUUCAUCAGGAAGAUCUGCAAGAUUAAUAGCAAAAUACAGGCCAAUCAUGCCUGUGCUAUCUGUUGUAAUACCUCGACUACAGUCAAAUCAACUUCAAUGGACAUUCACUGGUGCUUCCGAGGCUAGGCAAUCGCUGAUAGUGAGAGGUGUUUUCCCGUUUCUGGCUGAUCCACGACAUGCUGCUGAGACAAGUGAAUCGAAAAAGAGUAGUUCAAAUGAGUCAAUAAUAAAGGUUGCUCUCGAUCAUGGAAAGGCAUUGGGACUUAUAAAAUCACAUGACAGGGUUGUUGUUUGUCAAAAAGUUGGAGACGCAUCUCUCGUCAAGAUCAUCGAAUUAGAAAACUAGUUGUUGUA